This is a messenger RNA of Vicugna pacos (alpaca), 1078 nucleotides long. The record is from RefSeq and is a predicted model, not a curated record. Lineage: Eukaryota; Metazoa; Chordata; Mammalia; Artiodactyla; Camelidae.
CGCCUGCGCGGAAGACGAAACCCGUAUAGUGGGGGCUGGGUUCGCCGGAACCCCGCGUUCCCGACUUCUGCUUCCGGGUCGGAGCCAUGGCGGUGGCAAAUUCAAGCCCUGUCAAUCCCGUGGUGUUCUUUGAUGUCAGCAUUGGCGGCCAGGAAGUUGGCCGGAUGAAGAUCGAGCUCUUUGCAGACGUUGUGCCUAAAACGGCCGAGAAUUUUAGGCAAUUCUGCACGGGAGAAUUCAGAAAAGAUGGGGUUCCAAUAGGAUACAAAGGGAGCACCUUCCACAGGGUCAUAAAGGAUUUCAUGAUUCAGGGUGGAGAUUUUGUUAAUGGAGAUGGUACUGGAGUUGCCAGUAUUUACCGGGGGCCAUUUGCAGAUGAAAAUUUUAAACUUAGACACUCAGCUCCAGGCCUGCUUUCCAUGGCAAACAGUGGUCCCAGUACAAACGGCUGCCAGUUUUUCAUCACCUGCUCUAAGUGUGAUUGGCUAGAUGGGAAGCACGUGGUGUUUGGAAAAAUCAUCGAUGGACUUCUGGUGAUGAGAAAGAUUGAGAAUGUUCCCACCGGCCCCAACAAUAAGCCCAAGCUGCCUGUGGUGAUCUCACAGUGUGGGGAGAUGUAGUCCAGACUAAGACUGAAUCAGCUCUCAGGUGAUGCUGAUGCUGACUUGGAGUGAUAAAGCUCCAGGGGAAUAACGAUAUGUCUCUGCAUUGAGCACCCACCACACUCCAAUCAGAAAAGACCCAGGAGGACAUCAUCUCUUGGUGGCACUGACCCAGCAGGGAUCUACUGCCUUCAAAUCAAGAUAUCACCCAGUCAUGCAUCUGAGGCCUUGUGCCUAGGCACUGAAAGUAUAAGAAGGUGGGAAGGAGACAGAAGACAGGUGCACCUCCCUAUGGAGCACUUCCUUCCAGAACUUAUUUCGUGCUUUACGUUAGGUCCUGACUUUGGUUAUAGUGAAACUGAAGUUUUCUGACAACUGUAGAUGUAGAAAUCUUGAUUUUAUCUCAGUGGGUCCCAUGAAAGCUUUUUUAUGAUGAAUCUGAUUAAGUAUACAUAAACGAACCUUGGCCCUCAGGA